Molecule: messenger RNA, 1788 nt
Organism: Lolium rigidum
Lineage: Eukaryota; Viridiplantae; Streptophyta; Magnoliopsida; Poales; Poaceae
Product: EVI5-like protein
Exons: 10
Coding region: 383-1573 (396 amino acids)
Source: RefSeq, a predicted model, not a curated record
GCAACCGGCUCCACCUACCUCCCCCGACAGCUGCCCGUGGCGUCCACCACGGCCGGCCCCCUCCUCCGGAACCACGGCCUGCGGCCUCAACGCCGCCACUGCCGCUAACCGCCCACCCCGCCUCCCUCUCUAUUCGGGGUCCCCGUUUCACCCUCACCCUAACCCCCCGCCGGGCAGCUCCGGUCGCCGGACAAGAAACAAUCGACGCGGGCGGGGGCUGUUAGCGCAGCAAGUAGAGGGUUCGUUUUUCUUCUUCUGAUCACAGAUUCACGUGCCCCGUGUGAUUCAGAGGCCCCCAUCACCUCCCCGGCCUGUCUCCUACAAGGUCUCCCGCUCCUGAUCCUUCCACCGAAGGUGAAGGUAUCAUCAAGUGCUCACUGAAAUGGACAAGAAGAAAGAAGUCAAUGACAUAGAACCUGGACCAGAUUCUUCUCGGUCCGUGGACAGAUUUGGCUUUAUAAAGACAGAACAAAGUAACUCUCAGGAGGGAGUUCUGAAAAGCAGAUCUACACAUGAACGCGGAAGAGAGGAAAGGAGGAUAAGAAAGUGGAGGAAGAUGAUAGGUGCUGGUGGUAGCGACUGGAAGCAAUAUUGUAGAAGGAAUCCUCAUGUGGUCAAAAGAAGAAUAAGGAAAGGAAUUCCUGAUUGUCUCAGAGGGCUUGUUUGGCAGUUGAUUUCAGGAAGCAGGGACCUCCUGCUAAUGAAUCCUGGUGUUUAUGAGACUCUGGUCAUAUACGAGACAUCAACAUCAGAAUUGGAAAUUAUUCGUGACAUAUCGCGUACAUUUCCAUCUCAUGUUUUCUUCCAACAGAGACAUGGCCCAGGUCAAAGAUCGCUGUAUAACGUUUUAAAAGCGUACUCUGUUUAUGAUAGGGACGUUGGAUAUGUGCAGGGAAUGGGAUUUAUAGCAGGGUUGCUGCUUCUCUAUAUGAGCGAGGAGGAUGCAUUUUGGUUAAUUGUAGCUUUGCUAAAAGGAGCUGUCCAUGCACCAAUGGAAGGCUUGUAUCAGGCUGGUUUGCCGCUUGUGCAACAAUAUCUGUUUCAGUUUGAGAGAUUAGUUAGAGAGCACAUGCCAAAGUUGGGAGAACAUUUUAUUGAAGAAAUGAUAAAUCCAAGCAUGUAUGCAAGUCAAUGGUUUAUCACGGUUUUCUCAUAUUCCUUUCCAUUUCCUAUGACUCUUAGAGUUUGGGAUGUCUUCCUUUAUGAGGGUAUUAAGGUUGUGUUCCAAGUUGGACUGGCUCUAUUGAGAUUCUGCCAUGAUGACCUGGUCAAAUUGCCUUUUGAGGAACUUUUACAUUCCUUGAGAAAUUUUCCAGAGGAUGCAACUGAUCCAGAUAAACUAUUGCCGAUUGCCUUCUCAUUUAAGAACUCCCCUAUUUGGUGGUCCAUGGUUGGUGUAUCACAUAUGGAUAUGGUGUUGGGUCAUCUCGAGGAGCUUGAGAAAGAGUACCGGAAACGAUUGGAGGGUCCCAACGCAAGCUCAAGUAGUAAGCGGCUUCAGCCCCUCAAAUCAAAAUCUAUGCGCAGGGUUGGCAGCCAGGUCUUGUCCAACUCAAAUGUUGGUAAAAAAUAACUGACAAUUCUUGUGCUGCAAACUGAGCCACCUGGUUGUAUAUGCGUUGUAUAGGGCUACGAUUACCCAUAAUAAUGUUUUAUUUUUGUAUAUCAAGCCAUAACCACAAAGGUUCUUCAUGUUGUAUUUUGUUCUCGUUGCUGGCGGAACUGUAAAUAUUCGCUACGAGAUGAAUAAUGUUCAAUAAUCAUAUCGGGUAUACAUUGCAUUGUUUA